AUGCCGAACUGUAACUCACAGGAAAACGUUGCAUUUGAAAAGCCUGCCUGGCUGUCAUCAACAUGGAACGACAAAUCAAAAGCUGAGAAUGUGGUGGAUGGAACGAAAUAUAGUAACGAAGACACAUUUUUUGACAAUUGCGUCCACACCAAAUAUGAACCCUUUCCUCGCUGGUGGGUAAACCUCACCGAGGAUUGCACUAUAGCAAGGAUUGAUAUCAACUACAGACGCAAUCACGCCCGCAGAAUGACUGGAUACAAACUCAUUGUAUCAAACACAGAAUCCACCAACCAGUGGAACAGGGGUCACCAGAUAGCGGACCACAUAUGUCGUGACGAGACCAGAAGAAACCCGCCAUUUCAGCAAACCGUUUCAUGUCUGACCAGAGGACGCUUUAUCACAUACGCCGACGACCAGACAACACAUGGUGAUCCAAACCCUUUCGUCGAGCUUUGCGAGUUGGAGGCUUUUGCAUGUGGCUAUGGCAGCUUCGGUGUAGGAUGUAAACAUACUUGCAACUGUCUCAACGACACAUGUUAUCCGGAAAACGGAACUUGUCCAACCGGCAGAUGUCAGCGGGGAUGGAACGGUACAGCAUGUGACCAACCGUGUGGUGACCCAACGUUUGGACAUAAUUGUGAGGAAACGUGUCAUUGCCGACUGGGAUCAUGUGACUCCGUGAAUGGGACUUGUUCAUCUGAAGGAUGUGACCCAGGGUGGCAAACAGAAUCUUGUAGCAAGGUAUGUGACAAAGGUCGAUUUGGCAACAACUGCACGUUUACUUGUGGAGCAUGCAGAAACAAUGGUGCGUGUGACCAUGUGAGUGGCACAUGUCCAAAUGAUUGUGCUGACGGAUGGAUCGCUCCUUUCUGCAAUGAGAAAUGCCCAGCUGGGACAUUUGGAUUCAACUGCACGCGUAAAUGUUUUUGCAAGAUUGGAACAUGUGAUCCAGCAGAUGGUUCAUGUCCGAACAACGAAUGCGCUAAAGGCUGGUACGGUCCUUCGUGUAGUUUACAAUGUGAGGCCGGAUUCUUUGGUUAUAACUGUGAGGAGAGUUGUCACUGCAAGACAGUACUUUGUAAUAGGACUUCAGGUCUAUGUCCGCCGGGUGGUUGUAAAGACGGAUGGCAGACAGACAAAUGUAACAGAAAAUGUGACACAGGCUCCUACGGGACGAAUUGUUCGGGAGUCUGUGGUAACUGUGGGAAUAGUAGUACUUGUCAUCACGUCAAUGGUCAUUGUACCCAGGGAUGUAAGGCCGGCUUCCACGGAGAAUUCUGCAAUAAAGAAUGUGAAGAUUAUUCCUAUGGAAUCAACUGUCAAUAUAAUUGCCAAGGCUGCAACCUAGGAAAAUGUCAACGAGUCCAUGGAGCCUGCCUCAGAGGAUGUGUAUCCGGUAUGAGUGGCGAGCUCUGUAACAUUAAGCUUACGGAAGAGGACAAGAGCGUGGACAUUAUUGGGGCUGUAGUGGGUGUUGUCAUCUUACUGGCUGUAAUAGGAUUAAUUUUAAUACUUCUGAUACACCGAAGGAAAAAGAAGCUUUUAGCUAAAGAAUCUAAAAAACUACCUGAAGACGAAAUCGUAGCCUACUACAGCAACGUGUCAGAGAACGAACAAAACUUGACAGAGGACAAGAGAUUGAAGUUUAUACAUGGUAAUAUCAACACAAAAAAUGAAAAAGCAGAAUACGCAGUUGUAUAUGGUGAUGAACUGGAUGAGGAAAACAUCUACAAAACCAUCGACGACAACAUCUCCUCCAGAAGUAUAGCUUCACAUCUCAGCCAAUACCUGGACGAUGACGAUAUAUCAGAAGAUAUAGACUUGACAGAGAAUAUUUACACCAACUACAUGGCGUCUAUCGAAUCUAAAAUCGCUGUUUCAGGAUUAUCAGAAACUAUAGCUUUUAAGAAGGAGUCGAAUCUUUUCAAUGACGAGUACACAAAACUUCCGAGAGGACUGCAGCACCCACAUGAGUGCGGAAAGAAGCCUGAAUUAAAAGACAAGAAUCGGUUCAAAGACAUGUUUCCCUAUGACCACUCACGUGUAGUGCUGAAUACUUUGCCUGAUGUAAAUAAUUCGGAUUACAUCAAUGGAAACUAUAUAGAUUCCGUUAGUCUGGAGAGGCAGUACAUAGCAACACAAGGUCCAAAGCAAGGGACCGUCUGGGAUUUUUGGAGAAUGAUUUGGGAACAAAACACGGGGAAAAUUAUAAUGGUCACUAAUAUCAAGGAAGGAAAAAAGAUGAAGUGUCAUCCCUACUGGCCAGCUCUUGGAAGAACAAUCACUAACGGAGAUUUUUCAGUAACACUAACUGAUGAAAAACGAUGUUUAGCCUUCAUAUCACGGACACUGACUUUACUAAAUCAAAAGACCAAGGAAAAGCACGAAGUAUUCCAGUUCCAUUUCACCACUUGGCCAGAUCACGGCAUUCCUAAUCCAUUCCAGUUAGUGCAGUUUCAACGAUUAGUAAUUAAACAAGAGACAAGUUUGCCGGGGCCACAAGUUGUACAUUGCAGCGCUGGGAUCGGGAGAACUGGCACGUACAUUGCUCUUGAUGCUCUACUGAAACAUGCGCAGAUUUCACCAACGAUCGAUGUUUACCAGUAUACAAUGAAAAUGCGCAAAGAUAGACUGAAUAUGAUUCAAACAGUGGAGCAGUACAUAGUCCUACACGAAGCUUUAGAUGUCAGUUUGACAUUCCCGGAUGCAUCUAUUAAUAGAUGUCAGUUUCAAGAAAAGAAAGACCUCCGUCAACAACGUAUACAAGAAAAUUUUAAAGUUCUCAGCAAAAUCAAACCCACCUUUGACCAAAAGGAUUAUUCGUCAGCGCUUUCAAAUGCAAACGUAUCGAAAAACAGAUCAAAAGAAUGUAUACCGGUAAAUCGCUUUCGAGUAAGAUUGAAAUCGCCACUAGAGGGAAGAGGAGACUAUAUAAACGCUGUAGUCCUACCUUCCUGUUCCAAUUCAUUUGGUUUCUUGGCAACACAACUUCCGCUAACAGAUACACUGCCGGAUUUCUGGACUAUGGUCUAUGACUACAACUCUCGCAUUGUAGUUUUACUCGACCGACUAGACAGUGAUGUACAGUUACUUCCUGAAGAAAAUCAUGACGAUUAUAACAUUGACGGAUUCAAACUCAGCACAUCUGGCGUUAAGCAGUCUAUGAUUGAAGCUGAAGCACUGGACAUUAUCUUACAGAAACAGGAUCAAGAGAAAAGACAUGUGAAAAUUUUGAUAAAUCCGGUUGGAACAGAUCAAACUGGUCACGUGUCCACACAUGGAUUGGUUAAUGCUGUCACGUCAACCAAUCGCUUGGAAACGUCACAAAAGGGUACUGCCAUAACAGUUGUUUGCAGAGACGGAAAAACAAAUUGCGUCCCAUUUUGUUUGCUGAAAGCAGUCAUUGAAAGGAUGGAUCUUGAUGGUUGUAUAGAUAUUUUCAAUGCUGCCAGAGAAAUUCAGUAUCGACGACCUGACGCCUUCAAGACUCUGGGAGAUAUCCGAUUGAUAUACCAAGCAUUAGAGGAUUAUAUACAUUCGACGUCAAUCUAUUCGAAUGAAUAAAUGGAUAAGUUAAAGUGCGUAAAACAAUAAUGAUGAAAAACUUCCAAAAUAGAAAUGAUUGAUGGGUGGUAUUUAUUGUGACGUCCGUAGCCCAAUACAACAUCCAAUAGUGCUCAUUGUCAAAACUCGUAAUCGCUUUGUAGCACAGCGAGAAUAGUCCUCACGAAGGCCACAAUGAGAUUUUCAAUAUACAGGCAACAGCGGGCUCUAGGCUCAAAGUGAUCUUUCAUGAGGCGACCACUGCUCCAGACUUGUUCCAUACUGCCCGCGUUCCACAUCAUUUUGCAUCCACAAUGUUCUUAACAUGUCAAUAUCUACGUAUUCAUUCUAACGGAGAACUAUGGUCAUUCUAACUCAUAUUUCCAUUCUGGUCCAGAUGAAGGCUUUGCAAACCUACGGUUGGAUUACUAGUAUUAACAAGGCUACGGUAAUAUACUAGUAUCAAAAAACCUACAGAAGAAUAUUAGUCCUAACAUUGAUAAUAUGUUUUGAAUCAGUCAGUGUCCUCUAAUAAUGAAAUUGCACAUGAAAGCAAUUGUUGUGAUUAACAUUAUUUAUGCUUUUGUU
This is a messenger RNA of Ylistrum balloti, 4131 nucleotides long. Its product is annotated as receptor-type tyrosine-protein phosphatase mu-like. The record is from RefSeq and is a predicted model, not a curated record. Lineage: Eukaryota; Metazoa; Mollusca; Bivalvia; Pectinida; Pectinidae. Bases 1 to 3564 code for a protein of 1187 amino acids. The transcript is spliced from 28 exons. Gene Ontology annotation, biological process: protein dephosphorylation. Gene Ontology annotation, molecular function: protein tyrosine phosphatase activity.